This is a messenger RNA of Harmonia axyridis, 1484 nucleotides long. RefSeq lists its product as uncharacterized. NCBI's taxonomy places the organism in Eukaryota, Metazoa, Arthropoda, Insecta, Coleoptera, Coccinellidae. The coding region runs from base 93 to 1391 and encodes 432 amino acids. The record is from RefSeq and is a predicted model, not a curated record. The transcript is spliced from 4 exons.
UGAGAGGUUAUAAAAAUUGGUGGUAAACUUUGGUUAAGUAUUUUGUGUGUGUUUAUUCAGAAAAAUUGAACUGAAGAUAAAAUCCAAGAAAUAUGGGUAGAUAUCAGUAUAGUGGAGGCCAUCGUUGUGGUGUCAGUAAUUGUUCGGCAAGAAAUAGAUCUAAAAAUAAAAAAACUGACACCAAAAUAUUCUCUACAAGAUGUAAUGGCAAAAUACUAAAAUUCUGUCUGGAACAUCUCAAAGAUUACCAGGCUCAAAAAAAAGAAAAGAUCAAUUCAUCCAAUGAUUCGACCAAUGCUAGCUACAAUGUUGGAGAAUUUCAAGCACAAAUUAAACUGUCAAUGAAGAAAUCUGUCGACCUCGACCACAAUUAUUAUUUCCAACAAAAUGACUUAAACAAGUUACAAAAUCUGCUGAACUAUGUUCACCACCUUGAAAUGAAGAUCGAGGAAAAUAAGAUGAAACAUUCUACCAACUCCAUUCAGUCUUCAAUCAAUGAUCCCCACUUUCUAAGCUUCUACACAGGAUUCAGUGAUGUCAUUACCUACAAGAAUUUUACAAGCAAAAUUAUCAAGCAUGCACUGGCAUACAGAAAAAAGUACUUGGACAAGGACAACAGUAAUCUGGGAGUGGACUAUGAAAAUCAGAUAUUCAUAGUUUUAGUAAGGCUUUGUCUUGGUCUCUUAGAAGAAGAUAUCGCAUAUAGAUUUGAUAUUUCCCAGUCCACAGUCUCCAGAAUGUUUAGGUUUUGGAUAAAUGUGAUGUAUUCAUACUUCAUACAGAUACCUAUUUGGCCUUCGAGAGAAAUCGUGAAAAAGUAUAUGCCAGAAUGUUUUAUCAGUAAAUAUCCUAGUACAAGACUUAUUCUGGAUGGGACUGAGAUUUUUAUUGAAAAACCUUCAGAUUAUACAGUGCAGAGUAGCACAUGUUCUGUGUAUAAGGCACAUAAUACCACCAGAGGCAUAAUUGGAGUAACACCUAAUGGAUUUGUGUGUUUCAUAUCAGAACUCUACCCAGGUAGAACUUCUGAGAGAGAAAUAAUUUUAAAUAGUGGCUUACUGGAAAAGCUAGAACCAGGCGACUCAGUAAUGGCUGAUAAAGGGUUCACAAUUUCCAAAGAACUUGCAGAUAUUGAUGUUGAUUUGAAUAUACCACCAUUUUCAUAUGGCAAUAAUCAACAAUUCACUGACGAAGAUGAAACUCUGACUAGGGAUAUUGCAAGUGUUCGGGUUCAUGUUGAGAGAAUUAUAAGAAAUGUGAAAUUAAACAGAAUAUUGCGCUGUAGCAUUCCAAAUACUAUGGCUGACCAAUUGAACCAAAUUUGGGUGGUGUGUUGCCAUUUGACAAAUUUCAGAAAAAACCCCUGGGAUAUAAAAACCAAGAAAAAAUAGAAGAACAGGAGAUUAUAUGUAUAUUAUGUAUUAUAUGUAUAUUAUUUGUAUUUUUGUUAUAAAAUAUUUAUGAAAAUUUAUUUUUUUCUAGAA